AUGGCCGUGGCUGCCCAAUCACCAUGCGGGUGGACCGGGUGGUCAUGGAGCUCAUCCACCUACUACACCACCGCCAAGUUCUCUUCUUCCACCUCAUCCAGUCUCCUCUAUACAAAACGACCUCGUUUCACUGCUUGUUCGUCGUCGUCGUCUAGCUCCGGCACCAAACCCGGGCUGAAAAAGCCGGCGAAUUCGGACAGUGCUGCCCCAACUCCAACCACAUCAGUCACAAUCUCAAAGGGAAAGGCACCCCGAAGUGGAAAGACGGUAAAAGCCCUGAGCUUCAAGUCUGGGAAGCGAUCUCUAUGGAAGAGAAUAUUCUUCGCCUCCAAGAAAGUUAGGAGCAUUCUCCUGCUCAAUGUAAUCACUGUAGUCUAUGCUAGUAAUUUCUCGAUUGUGAAAGAAGUGGAGGCUGUGAUCGACCCGGCGGCAUUCACUGUUGUGCGUUUUGCAAUGUCAGCUGUCCCAUUCAUCCCUUUUGUUUUCAGAGCAAGAGGUGAUGCUGAGACUCGUAAUGCAGGGAUUGAGUUGGGGUUUUGGGUUAGUUUAGGGUAUCUUAUGCAGGCAUUGGGGCUGCUGACAUCGGAUGCUGGUCGCGCUUCGUUUUUGUCUAUGUUCACUGUGAUUAUCGUUCCCUUGCUUGAUGGUAUGUUAGGAGCUAUAGUCCCUGCUCGUACCUGGUUUGGAGCCUUCAUGUCUAUUGUUGGAGUUGGGCUGCUGGAAUCCAGUGGAUCUCCCCCAAGUGUUGGAGAUUUGCUGAGCUUCCUGAGCGCGGUGUUUUUUGGGGUUCAUAUGCUUAGAACAGAGCAUAUAUCAAGAAACACAAAAAAAAGAGAACUUUUUGGCUCUGCUUGGAUAUGAGAUAUGCGUUGUUGCUUUCUUAUCAACCACAUGGUACAUCAUUGGGGCAUGGUCUGGUGGCGGCCUCAACGAUUUCAACCCAUCAUUAUGGACAUGGGGGAUGUUCUGGGAGUGGAUGGUUGUGUUUCCUUGGAUACCUGCACUGUACACGGGCAUAUUUUCCACUGUUUUAUGCUUAUGGGUAGAGAUGGCUGCAAUGUGCGAUGUAUCAGCCACAGAAACCACUAUAAUUUAUGGUUUGGAGCCCGUCUGGGGUGCUGGUUUCGCAUGUUUCUCCUUGGUGAAAGAUGGGGAUCUACUGGUUGGAUUGGUGCCACUCUCGUGCGUGGUGGAAGCUUAACAGUCCAGAUAUUUGGAUCAACAUCUCCCACAGAGCCUUCAAAAGAUGAAAUGAAAGCUAAGAAACUCACUUCCCAGUGGUGUCAGAUAAACACAAUGGCUUAUCCCCCUCUCCCAUUACAGUCACUUCCAGAAAGGAUACUCCUGAUCUGCGGAAGAAAUAACUGAGAGUUUUCGUAUGUUAUCUGUUGCUAUAGUCAGUUUCAUAUAAAUACACAAUGCUCUAAUGACAAUUAUUUGGUCACAUGA
Argentina anserina (silverweed cinquefoil) is the source of this 1449-nucleotide messenger RNA. RefSeq lists its product as uncharacterized. Gene Ontology annotation, cellular component: membrane. The coding region runs from base 1 to 861 and encodes 286 amino acids. NCBI's taxonomy places the organism in Eukaryota, Viridiplantae, Streptophyta, Magnoliopsida, Rosales, Rosaceae. The transcript is spliced from 8 exons. The record is from RefSeq and is a predicted model, not a curated record.